Messenger RNA from Clunio marinus, 237 nucleotides. Lineage: Eukaryota; Metazoa; Arthropoda; Insecta; Diptera; Chironomidae. The record is from the annotation of a GenBank genome assembly.
AUGGGGUUUAAUAAUAAAAAAGAAAGAGAAUUGUUAUUCGCGAUUAAACAAUGUUAUGAUUAUGAAUUUAAACUGUUGGAAAACGGAAUCAGAACGAGAUUUUUAAAAACAUUUCACAUGUUAAGUAUCACACGAGCUUCACAAUCGUUUGAGACGAUGAGAAAAGGUCAAAAGUUACUCAAACUCACACGUUUUAAACAUCACGUUUUCUCAAAAACUGCUUUGGAAAAUUAUUAA